Messenger RNA from Apaloderma vittatum (bar-tailed trogon), 1565 nucleotides. RefSeq names its product NIM1 serine/threonine protein kinase (gene NIM1K). Gene Ontology annotation, cellular component: cytoplasm. The transcript is spliced from 5 exons. Gene Ontology annotation, molecular function: protein serine/threonine kinase activity; tau-protein kinase activity; ATP binding. The record is from RefSeq and is a predicted model, not a curated record. Gene Ontology annotation, biological process: intracellular signal transduction; protein phosphorylation; microtubule cytoskeleton organization. The coding region runs from base 243 to 1565 and encodes 440 amino acids. NCBI's taxonomy places the organism in Eukaryota, Metazoa, Chordata, Aves, Trogoniformes, Trogonidae.
AGCUUUCCUGACCAGCUCACCACCGUCAGGCAUGCAGCUGUGUGAUUAGCAGUUGCUGAUCAACUCCAGUUUUUCAAGGUUAAUGAAGAAAGGUAAAGUAGAAAAAAAAAUUGUAUGCUAAUUUAAAGGAUCAGUUGCUUUGUUAAAUUUGCCAUGAGGAGGGGACAGAGGGGAAACAAACUUUUUACAGCAAGGCUUCAAGGCACGGUGACAUUUCCAAGGCACAGUGACAGCCUCACAGGAUGAAGAAUGAAUCAAAGGCAGCUCUUGGACUGGUACCAGAAUCGUGGAGAACUACGCUCUUAAGGUGGCAUCGUGAGGACAGCGGAGAAGACAAUGGGCAACUGGAGUGCUAUGCAGGAGACGAGGAGGGCAGGCAGCACAGGCUGACCCCAUUUGAGAAAGUAAUGCAGGACAUGUCCCAGAAUGAAAAAGUGGUGAAAGAAUUAACCCUGGGAAAGAGAAUUGGCUUCUAUCGAGUCAGAGGAGAAAUAGGAAGUGGGAAUUUCUCUCAAGUGAAGCUUGGAAUUCAUUCCCUAACCAAAGAGAAAGUUGCAAUUAAGAUUUUGGACAAGACAAAGCUAGACCGGAAGACUCAACGUUUGCUUUCUCGUGAGAUAUCCAGCAUGGAAAAACUGCACCACCCAAAUAUCAUCAGACUAUAUGAAGUAGUAGAGACGCUCUCAAAACUGCACCUGGUGAUGGAGUAUGCAGGAGGUGGGGAGCUCUUCACUAAAAUCAGUACAGAAGGGAAGCUGUUAGAAACGGAGUGUAAAAUAAUCUUCUCCCAGAUUGUGUCUGCUGUGAAGCACAUGCAUGAGAAUAACAUCAUUCACAGAGACCUGAAAGCAGAAAAUGUCUUCUACACCAGUAACACCUGUGUUAAGGUGGGAGACUUUGGAUUCAGCACAAUAAGUAAAAGAGAUGAAACUUUAAAUACUUUCUGCGGCUCUCCUCCUUACGCUGCCCCCGAACUCUUCCGAGAUGAAAACUAUGUUGGCAUUUAUGUAGACAUAUGGGCACUGGGAAUCCUGUUAUACUUCAUGACAACAGGUAUCAUGCCCUUUCGGGCAGACACAGUGGCCAAACUGAAAAAGUGCAUUCUUGAAGGGACAUACAGUUUGCCUCCCUGCCUCUCAGAAACUUGCCAGAAACUGAUAAAAGGGGUCCUUCAGCCAGUACCAACUGAACGAUACUCCGUCAAACUUAUCAUGAACAGUGAAUGGAUGCAAGGAAUACAGUACCCCAAACCUUUACAUCCAUUUAAACUGGAUCCAAGGUAUUUAUCAGAGGUCAGUACACUCAGAGAGGAGGAACUUGAAGUGAAAAAAAUCCUAGAAGAUCUGGGAAUCACAGAAGAGCAUAUUCAAAAUAACCAGGGGAGAGAUGCACGCAGCUCAAUAACAGGGAUCUACAGAAUCAUUUUGCACAAGGUACAGAAGAAAAGGGCACUUGAAUGUGUUCCUAUCAUGUCCCAUCCAGAGCCCAAAGAACAGGACUUGAGGAGGGGGAUCUGUUCUUACAGCGGGAUGAAGCACACAUCCAAGCUGUGUUCUCUUCUAUAA